AUGGGCUCUCCUAUUUCUUCUGUAAUUGCCAACAUCUUCAUGGAGUAUUUUGAAAAAGAGGCCCUCAGGAAAACACCUAAGAAACUAGAAGUUUGGUUCCGUUAUGUAAACGACACAUUCGUGAUAUGGAGACACGACAGAGUCGAACUCCGUAAAUUCUUUAUUUUCCUCAACAAUCAACACCCAAAUAUCCACUUCACUAUAGACAUAGAGGAAAACGGAAAACUCCCCUUUCUAGAUGUUCUUGUCUCUAAGGAAGCUGAUAGAAAACACACACAGAUAGAUACCUACAUGCCGAGUCGCCAUCACCCAUUACAGAAACAGUCUGCAAUCAACUCACUUGUACAUAGAGCUUUCUCCAUCUCUGACAAAGAACAUCUACAGACAGAACUCAACUACUUAAAACUAGCCUUACAGAAAAACGGACACAACAAAAAAGACAUAAUUAAAACUAUCAAUAAACAUGCAAACAAAACAACGGUCUCUGACACACAACUAGACAAUAAGAUUCUAUCCAUUCUCCUAUAUAUCAAAGGAACAACAGAUCAGAUUGGCAGGAUACUAAACAAACACAAUAUCCGAAUUAUCUUUAAAUCAUCCAAAAAGAUAGGACAAAUCUUAAGAAGAUCCUAA
Molecule: messenger RNA, 633 nt
Organism: Trachymyrmex septentrionalis
Lineage: Eukaryota; Metazoa; Arthropoda; Insecta; Hymenoptera; Formicidae
Exons: 1
Coding region: 1-633 (210 amino acids)
Source: RefSeq, a predicted model, not a curated record